AUGUACAUGUUGCCAGUCACAGCACGAUUCCUCACUGAUGUUUCUUUGAAAGUAAAUUUUGGGGAAAUCCACGGAAUAAUCGGCGCUUCUGGAUCCGGAAAGUCAACUUUAUUACAAGUUAUUUCCCAUAGAGUUGAUGGGAAGGUAACUGGAGAUAUAAAGUUGAAUGGAGAGUUGCUUACAGGUUUGCAAAACUUCCUUCUAAAAAUUUGUUUAGAAAGCAAUUUUACGAAGCUCUGCAAAUUUGUCAACUUUAAUAUUGACUUGUUACCGUAUCUUUCGGUGGAACAAACUAUCAAAUAUCACGCUCAGAUAUGUUUGAGCUGCACUGUGGCUGUUUUGGGUCAGAGAGUAAGCGAUAAAAACUUAGUUGAUUAGUUUUAAUUACUUGCAGAUUUCUAUGUUAAUGCAAAAGUUUGAUCUCCUCUCUUAUGUCCACAGAAGAGUGGAUCAAUUGACCCCGAGUGCCAGAUAUCGACUAAUAAUGGUAUUGAAUUUACUUGGAGAUCCUUUGUUAGUCUUGUUGGAUGAUCCUCUAACCAAAUUGGAUGCUUUGAGUAACUACCAAUUAAUGUCGUCACUACGAGAAUAUGUAAAAGAGAACUCGCGAAUGGCCCUGGUGACGAUGAGAUAUCCCCGAUCAGACAUUUACCAGCUGAUUGAUGGUCUUACUUUACUGUUUUACGGAGAAAUUGUCUAUUCAGGUAAGCUCUGUGAGAUAUUUUUAAAUUGCGCUUAUUAUUACUAUAGGUCCCACCAAGUUCAUGCCCCAUUACUUCAGUCAAAUUGGAUACAAAUGUCCAAUUACUGAGAAUCCGGCGGUCUAUUAUUGUAAGUAUCCCAAGUAAUUGACAAAGUUAUUAUUUUUAGUAUCCUUAGCCACUGUGGAUCGAGAAAAUCCCGAAAGCUAUGCGGAAACUCAAGAAAAAGCGACGGAAUUGGUCGAAACAUUCAAGGUCGGUGAUUAAAUACUCCUAAAGCAAAAAAAAAAAUGCCAUUUUAGAAGCGCCGGGACAACUUUGAUUUCUCUUCAUACCAGCCGAAAACUCCAAGCGAUAGUCCGAUCCUCUCAAAUUAUUAUGGCCAACCUUCCUUCUUCAAACAUCUUUACUUAUUGUCCCUGUAUGUUCGUUUUGAACAAAACAUCUGGCAACUUUUUACUUUUCUAGAAGAAAUAUCAACUUAAUGUUACGCUCCUGGCCUUUUAUGAUGACGCAAACAUUAUACUUUGCGAUAUUUUUAUUCGUCGCCAUAUUCGGUGGCCAUUUUUAUACAACGACCAAACACACUCCUUUAUCUGCCUCAGGCACGUUAUUCUCUUUGGUCUACUUUACAGCUGUAGUUACCGUCUUCGCUACUGUUAUAAAUUGUAAGUUCAAGUUCGGUCCUGUUAUAAAUUGUAAGCUAAUUCAAUUACAAUUUUUCAGUUAAAAGUAGUCGAUCUUUUAUGUUUUGGGAAGUGAGCAAUGCUCUUUACAAUGCAGCCCUAAUCCCAAUAACCACUCUAUUGUCCACGCUACCUAUUGAUCUCUUUGUUCUUACUGUAUCUUCAACCACUUUCAUGUGGAUUGUAAACCCGGCCUUUUAUUCUCGACAUCUACUCACGUUAAUAGUUGGAUUAUCAUGCGUCACAUUUAGUUACAAGCUUAUUGUAUUGGUUUUAUUUUCAUUUACAAAACACGAUCAUACUGUAAUUGUAACAUCAACUAUGGUAGCUGGAAUCUCCAGCAUUUUGUCAUCGGGUUUUCUGAAGUAAGAGGCCGUCAAAUCGAUGUAAUUUUCAAGUUUUAGAUCUUACCAAUCCUUCAACUCAAUCAACGAGGGACUACUGUAUUUAUCGAGCCUAUGCCCCGAACGCUUUGCUAAUUUCCUUUUGGAUUAUGAAUUUGUAAAUUCGACCAAAUCGAUAACUUGUCAUCGAAAUGAGCAGAUCCCUUUCCCGAACGAAACCGAUUUUUGUCGAUGGAAGACGGGCAACGAUUAUUUAACGGAGAUGUUAGCAGAGCCAAUGGGACCCCCAGAGCAAUGGCAAGGACUGCUUAUAGUCGGCAUCGCGUUACUUUUUUCAUUGGCCACUUAUUUUGUUGUCACUCCCAAAAAAGCAAUUAGUUUUGCUGUACAAUAA
Messenger RNA from Bursaphelenchus xylophilus (pine wood nematode), 2125 nucleotides. Lineage: Eukaryota; Metazoa; Nematoda; Chromadorea; Rhabditida; Aphelenchoididae. The record is from the annotation of a GenBank genome assembly.